Protopolystoma xenopodis is the source of this 360-nucleotide messenger RNA. NCBI's taxonomy places the organism in Eukaryota, Metazoa, Platyhelminthes, Monogenea, Polystomatidea, Polystomatidae. The record is from the annotation of a GenBank genome assembly.
AUGAUGAAGAUCGAGGUAUUUGGGGAUGAGGUCAUAAGAAACUGGCGACCCAUCGAUUCUGAGUUGUGGAGAGACAAAAUGAAAGGACUAACUCGGAUGUGUCUUGGAAACGGAUAUCCAGAAGAAGCAAUGCAACACAACAUACGAAUUGUGAUGAAGAGAUGGAAGGACGUGAAUAUGCCUACCCUCCUGCGGAUUGGUUGGAAAGCUGCGGCUGAUGCAAUGGAAAUGCCAGAUUUGUACAAUCCUGAUGGAAAGGACAAGCCUACACAAGUUGGAGAAGUCAACAAAAUGGAGUGUUUCGGAGUGUACAGCAUAAAGUGCAAGACUGUGAACAAGAAUACUUCGAAGAGACGGUAA